Messenger RNA from Sebastes umbrosus (honeycomb rockfish), 2916 nucleotides. Its product is annotated as zinc finger protein 33A-like. Bases 180 to 2549 code for a protein of 789 amino acids. The record is from RefSeq and is a predicted model, not a curated record. NCBI's taxonomy places the organism in Eukaryota, Metazoa, Chordata, Actinopteri, Perciformes, Sebastidae. The transcript is spliced from 12 exons. Gene Ontology annotation, cellular component: nucleus. Gene Ontology annotation, molecular function: RNA polymerase II cis-regulatory region sequence-specific DNA binding; DNA-binding transcription activator activity, RNA polymerase II-specific. Gene Ontology annotation, biological process: regulation of immune system process; regulation of cytokine production; negative regulation of transcription by RNA polymerase II.
CAAAAAACACACGAAGAAGAAGUGGUGUCGCAACCAGCUAGCAGCAGGCUAGUUCAGACAGCAGCAGGCUAGUUGAUGACAGGCUGCUGUCAUCCUCACUAACGCAGCAGCGUAGCUUCACUCACUCUUCACCCUGGCUUUCUUAUGACAUCCUUCAAACCCGGCGCCCACAUCGCAUUAUGUUUGAGGAUCCUGAACUCCAAGAUCCAUUGUCACUGAGUCUAAAUGAAAACUACGAUGACCAGAAUUCGCCAUGUCAUGAUUCAAAAAAAGCACCAGCAAGCCCCGACUAUAAUUGUGAGACACCGGAGAUUCAAGUAAUUAUCAAAGAGGAAGAGGAAGGCUGGACUGUGAGUGAAAAUCAUGAGAGCUUCAGCUCAGAGGGAGAAAAGGAGGAUACUUCCAUGCACUCUUGUCAUCCCGACCUGGAGAGCUCCAUUUCAUACGAAGUAAAGAGGCAGCAGGGAGUGUAUUUGGUGGAGAGAUGUUCGGAGGAGUCUGCAGGCCCCGCUCUCUACGGGCAGAGCUCCUCUGCCAGAGAGGGGCGGCAGAGACACAUGCUCAUGGACUCGGAUGAGAAACCUAAGAUUUCCUGUAUACGUGGAAAUGUGACUGUGCAUCAGUGCAAUAACACAAGAGAGAAACCCUUCUCCUGCCCUGUAAGCGAGACGACACCCAGCCACAAAGGGAGCAUGAAAUCCCAUCAGAGAACACAUGCAGGGGAUGAGGGUUACAGUCAAAGCACAUCUUUCACAACAGAAGCAGAAGAGACCAAAAGAUCAGCACCUUACCAAACAGAUUCACCUGAACGUGCGGCCCUGAUGUCUCAUGGACUCAAGAUGACAUCUGCAAACUUAGAGGACCAAACGCUACAUUUGACUGUCAGACUGCAGGCAGGGGAGGAGGAGGAGGAGGAGGUGGAACAAGAGGAACAAGAUGAAGAAAUUAGUGGUUUAAUCAACUCUGACGGAGAAGUGGUUGAAUGGGAUGCAGGAGACAGUCCUGACAGAGGCUCUGAUUGCAGAGAAAGUCCUCAGCCUAGCAAGGGUGUCGUCCCGUCCGAGUCUCAGCUGCAAGGCCAAAACCAGAGAGACAGCAGUAGUCCAACGCUCAUCAUGGAAGUUGUGUCUGUGGGGGAAGAUGAAGAAAGGGAAGAAGGGGAGGAAAAAGAGAGAGUAGUAAAGAUGGCAGCUGUCUCGCCCUUAUAUCGUGGAAAGAGACACAGAAGGAAGAAGAAGGUUCCAGAAAUAACAGUGGUGUCGCUGGACGUCUCAGACACGGAGAAGGAAGUUCCUGCAAGUCCUGUAAAACGACGGGGCAGAAGAAAGGUUUCAAAAGCUCCAGUGUUGUCUGGUGAAGACCUCGAGGCAAAGCCAGGAAUGUCAAGGCGCACCCAAAGAAAGAGAAAUGUUCCAAUCAUCGUGGAAUCAGAAGAAUUAACCUCCAAAACUGUCCGCCGGGUUGCUGCAAAGCGACCUUACAAAAGAAGGAAAGAUACCAAACUAUCUGCUGUUUCUUCUGGGAAAAAGCGCCCUGGCAGAAAGAUGGUCCGUGUUCCAAUAGAAAUCCCUCCUGAGCUCCUGAAGAAGCCCAAAGAAAAGAUGGAGUACCACUGCUCAGUGUGUGGCAAAGAAUUCCCUCAUGCCUACAAACUAGAGAGGCACGGGCUGAUACACACCGGAGAGAAACCUUACUGCUGCUCCAUCUGUGGUCGGGGUUUCAACCAGAAGGGAAAUCUCAAAACACACUUCAAAGUCCACUUAGGUCGUAAGGGCGCUGUGGAUUUUGACGACGAGGUGAAUCCCAUAGCGUCAGAACUCUCCGAAUACUUGAAGACUCUGCCAGGGGAGUCCAGGAUCAGAUCAUCCCUCCGUUGCCUGGAAUGUGGCGAAGAAUGUGAGAAUCAUGCAGCUUUACAAGCACACCACAUCACCACGCACACAGAAACCGCUGGUGAAUCAGACGCAGUUGAGCAGAGUGCGUCGCAGCUUCUCAUCUGCCGCCGCUGCGGCAUAAAGUUCAAUGACAAAGAAAAGCUGGAAGAACAUAUGAAAACCCACAUCAAGGCGAAGCCCUACUCGUGUCCUGACUGUGGCAAGAGGUUCAUCAAUGAAAGCUACAUACAAAUUCACCAGCGCAUCCAUACUGGGGAGAAACCGUUCCUCUGCUCCCAGUGCGGCAGAGGUUUCCACACGGCUUCCUCUCUCAAGCUGCAUGAGAUGCAGCACACCGGGGAGAGGCCGUUUGCAUGUCUCAUCUGUGGGAAGACGUUUCGAAUAAACUCGUACCUAACAGCACAUUACCAGACCCACAUUAAAGAGAGACCUUUCAUGUGUAGUGUCUGUGGGAAAGGCUACUCCAGAGCUGAGGAACUGAAGGUGCACCACAGGCUUCACACCGGAGAGAGACCCUACGAGUGUGGAGAGUGUGGGAAGAGCUUCAUUUACCGUCAGGGUCUGCGGCAGCAUCAGCGCACACAUGCUGGAAAACGCAUCGGCCCAACUAGACAGCUCGGUAGACCGAAGCAGCAGGCCAGGCUGGACAUCUAACAGUCGAUCUAUUGAUGAAUUUUUUGUUGUGUUUGAAGAUAUUACAGUAAAUUGCGCUUCUUUCCUGCUCUCCUUCCUUCCAUUCUUCCCACCUACAGUAGAGACGAUUACCGUGUCUGAAAAUAUGCGCUACAGCGUCGUGUGGGUUGCCAAAUAUAAUUUGGAACCUUACCUUUUCAUCUUUCUUGUAAUCAUGUUUUGUACCCAUGUGUUUAUGUUUACUCAUCCCUAGUAGCCCAUCUGUACAAUUUGAGUGCCUUUGUAUCAUGCAUGCCAAAUACUUAUACUUAAUGUUAAAAAAAAUAUGCACAAUAUCCUUGUUAUUUUAAAAUCCAUGUCGAUGGAAUACAGAAAUUUUUCAGAAAUA